AUGCAAGCAUUUUUAAACUUUCGUCAACAUAUUCAUCGUCUUCUCAAUUCAAAUUCAUCAGUUGGUGAUACAACUUUCAUUGUCAAACAUCUCGAAGAUGAAGCAUCAAAUCUAUGUCUUUCUUUCGACACGCAAAUACAAUCUCUUCGCGAUGAUUUACUCGCGAAAGACAAUGAACUUAUUAAAACGAUGCAAGAACGCUUCAAUCUUUUACAGGAAUUGAAUACAAACAAGGAUUCUGCACAUACAAUUAUUAAGUGUUUGAACAUAUCUCUCAAAGCAUCUUCUCACACCAUUGCUCGCACCAUCAUAGAAAUGAUUGCUCGUGAACAUUUACAUUCUAUGAAUUUAGCUAUUGAAAAAUUGAUGGAUAAGCUUCGUCGUGAAAAGAAUUACGCAAAUCACAGCUGGAGUACCAUUGAUCUUAUUAAAGAAGCGAAGAAGAGAACAUUUUGGGAUACAAUGACCGUGGAACAACAAAAAGAUGCUGAUCUUCUUGUCAAAUGGCAUUCACAGGGAUCGAACAAGAAGAAUUUCAUCCCAACAAAAGAUAUAUUAAAACGUAUGUGGGAAAACUUGAAAUCUACGGACAUUGUGACAACUCUCAAACAUCCGAAGUACGGCUCGUUUUCUGAUAAAAAUGAACAAAUAGAAAAAGCAUUUAUUAAUUUAUAUCAAACUUUAUCUGAAGCUGUACACAAUUGUGGUCUUUGCUAUGAGGAAGAUGUGCUUCCAAUUCCAGAUAUUAUUGAGAAUAUAUUUAGUAAAUCGGACGCAUUAGCACUUGCCACUUUUUAUUCGAUUACAUUGCCAAACAUGCCAUAUGAAAUAGUGUCAAAUGUUGCUAAGCUACCUUCAAAUUCAUCGUAUUGGCUCAACAGUGGUGAUUUGAAGAAUUGCUCGAAUAUCUCCACCACCACGAUUGCUGCAGCUGAUGAAAAAUCGUCCAAGCGAAAAUUGGAUGAAAAUGAAGAAAAUGAAGGAGAUUAA
This is a messenger RNA of Rotaria sordida, 990 nucleotides long. Lineage: Eukaryota; Metazoa; Rotifera; Eurotatoria; Philodinida; Philodinidae. The record is from the annotation of a GenBank genome assembly.